AUUCUACAAUUCAAGUAUAAACCUAGAAUAAGCUAUACCUUAGAAAACUGCUCAUUAUUGCGUUCUACAAUACAACCGAUAAAUUUAUCUGAAGUAUAAACCUGGUGUACUUGGAGUUAUCUCUUCCAGUUUGAUGGUAUAUCCCAGGAAUAAGUUUAUACUGCCUUCCUAUUGGUUGGUGCCAUUCCGUUUCCUCACGUCAUUUUCCGGAAAAAACUUAACCUAACUUGCUUGUUUUGUUUAAGAGACUGUAUUUUUUUGUUAAAUUCGGUACGUUCAUCAAAUAUUUAAAUGGAUCCUUUCAAUUUGCCUAAUAAUUUUGAAUCUGAUGAUGAAAUUGAGGAGUUCAGAUUAUACAGGAAUCCUAAAGUGUUCAAAGUCAGGCCCAAUUAUUUUGAAGAAUAUGAUGAACUAGAAUUUUUUAAGCGUUUUCGGUUGCAGAAACAGACCUGUGCUAUGCUGUUAGGUUUAAUUCGAGAUGAAAUAACAUCAGCAACAGAUCGCAAUAAUGCCAUACACCCUGAGACAAAAAUUUUUCUAACUUUGCGGUUUUAUGCUACAGGUUGUAUGCUACUUACCACAGGUGAUUUCACAGGGGUAAGCAAAACAUCUGCCUGUGUCAUUGUGACUCAGGUCACAGAGGCUAUUGCUUCUUUGCGACCAAGAUUUGUUAAAUUACCAGAGGGAGAAAUGGAGUGUCAGAGGAUAAAAGAAGAAUUUUAUUCAAUUGCAAGGUUUCCUAAAGUUAUUGGUACUAUUGAUUGUACCCAUGUACGCAUUAUUUCACCGGGUGGUGAUCAAGCGGAGAGGUAUAGAAAUAGAAAAGGGUACUUUUCAUGGAAUGUUCAAACAGUUUGUGAUGCUCGUUUAAGGAUAAUGGACAUUGUUGCUCGCUGGCCUGGCUCUUCCCAUGAUCAGACUAUUUAUAAUAAUAGCAGACUUAAAGGAACAUUGGAAAGUGGAAGAUUUGGAACAUCGGUGCUUUUGGGUGACAGUGGUUAUGGCAACACCAACUUUUUAAUCACACCUUUGGAACAUCCAAAUACUCGAGCAGAAGCUCUAUUUAAUGAAUCCCACAUUCGUACACGUAACUGUGUGGAAAGGUCAUAUGGGGUAUGGAAAAGAAGAUUUCCCAUUUUAUCUUUAGGGAUGCGUGUAUCAUUGGACCAUUCAAAGGCAAUAAUAGUAGCAACUGCAGUUCUACAUAAUUUGGCAAUUGAGGAACAUGAAGAAGAACCACCUCAUGAAAUGGACGUUCAAGAAGUAGACAUACCAGUACCUGUUGCAAAUGUAGGUAUGGUUCGAGAACAAAACCGAAUGCGGGCAUCCCUCAUUCUCAACCAUUUUUCAAAUUUAUGAAAACUAUAUAUUCUUUUUGUAAUAUAAACACAUUUUUAUAUGA
Sitophilus oryzae (rice weevil) is the source of this 1402-nucleotide messenger RNA. RefSeq names its product putative nuclease HARBI1. The record is from RefSeq and is a predicted model, not a curated record. The transcript has 2 exons. Lineage: Eukaryota; Metazoa; Arthropoda; Insecta; Coleoptera; Curculionidae. Bases 292 to 1359 code for a protein of 355 amino acids.